AUGACAGACCGGACCAAUCACAUCAACAUUCAGAUGGUGCAAGACUUGGGCACCAAUGGGACGGCCGGGCCAAAGGUUGUCACCACGGGAACCGUAAGGCCGCUGCACGGCGCCACGGUCAGCUUCCAUAACAUCAAUUACAGCGUGGACCUAAAGAGUGGGCCCCUCUGCAAAAGGAAAGUCAUCCACAAGGAGAUCCUGGUGGACCUCAGUGGAAUCAUGAAACCUGGAUUGAAUGCUAUUCUGGGCCCUACUGGGAGUGGCAAAUCUUCUUUUCUGGACGUGCUCGCAGCGAGGAAGGACCCGGCCGGUCUGUCUGGUGAAGUUCUGAUCGACGGAGCUCCACAGCCACCCAACUUCAAAUGUCUGUCAGGCUACGUCGUCCAGGAUGACGUGGUGAUGGGCACACUGACAGUCAGGGAGAACCUGCGGUUCUCUGCAGCGUUGCGUCUCCCCUCCACAAUCAGUGAGAUGGAGAAGGAGGCCAGAGUGAACCAUCUCAUUCAAGAACUGGGACUCAGCAAAGUGGCCGACGCAAGAGUCGGUACUCAGCUGAUCAGAGGGGUUUCGGGAGGGGAGCGGAAGAGGACCAACAUUGGCAUGGAGCUGAUCAUAGACCCCUCUGUGCUCUUCCUGGACGAGCCCACCACAGGCCUGGACGCCAGCACCGCCAACUCUGUCCUCCUGCUCCUGAAGAGGAUGGCCAAUAACGGACGCACCAUCAUCAUGUCCAUCCACCAGCCGCGCUACUCCAUCUACCGCCUCUUCGACAGCCUCACCCUGCUGGUCAGCGGCAAGCUGGUGUACCACGGCCCCGCCCAAAACGCCCUGGACUACUUCGCUCACAUUGGUUACCCCUGUGAAGCCCAUAAUAACCCUGCAGACUUCUUCCUGGACGUCAUCAACGGAGACUCCAUGGCAACCACAAUGAACAAGACAGAAAACUCCGGAGAGCUCGUAUUCGAGGAGCCCAGCAGUAACAGACAGAGCAUUGAAGACAGGCUGCUAGAGGAAUACAGAGACAGCAGCUACGCCCGUGAAACCAAAGCCGAACUGGAGCGCAUCGCCCAAGGCAGAGACUACACCACCAGGCCCAAGUCACGCACCGUCACCUACAACAGCUCCUUCUUCCACCAGCUCAAAUGGGUGCUGAAAAGAACCUUCCGGAACUUGAUGCUGAACCCCCAGACGUCCGUUGCACAGCUGGGAGUCACCGUCUUCUUGGCUCUCAUAGUUGGUGCCAUUUUCUUUGGAGUCAAGGACGAUCAGAGUGGCAUUCAGAACAGGUUUGGUGCUCUUUUCUUCAUCACUACCAACCAGUGUUUCAGUACACUCUCCGCUGCAGAACUGUUCAUCACAGAGCGAAAACUCUUCAUACACGAGUACACCAGUGGAUACUACAGGGUCUCUGUUUACUUCCUGUCUAAGAUCCUGUCUGACAUCAUCACCCUGCGUACCAUUCCCGCCAUCGUCUUCACCUGUGUCGUCUACUUCAUGAUCGGUUUUAAGGCCACUGCCUCGGCAUUCUUCAUUUUCAUGCUGACGGUGACGCUGGUUGCCUACACGGCAACGGCCAUGACCCUGGCCAUCUCAGCCGACCAGUCAGUGGUGGCCAUCGCCAACAUCUUCAUGACCAUCAGUUUCGUCUUCAUGAUGAUAUUUUCGGGUCUCCUGGUCAAUCUAAACAGCGUCAUGGAUUGGCUGGCCUGGCUGAAGUAUUUCAGUAUCCCUCGCUACGGACUCACGGCUUUGGAGAUUAAUGAGUUUGUGGGACUGAAGUUUUGUGAGGACCUCCCUCCCUCAGCUGGCAUGACUGCUCAGAUAACCAAUGGCACUGGCGGGCUUCAGGGACUGACGUGCACAGGUGAGCAGCAUUUGGAGUUCCAGGGGAUUGUAUACACGACCUGGGGUCUGUGGCAGAACCACGUGGCCCUGGGAGUUAUGACCAUCAUCUUCCUCAUCAUCGCGUACGCAAAGCUCCGCUUCCUGAAGAAAUUCUCCUGA
Messenger RNA from Chanos chanos (milkfish), 2004 nucleotides. RefSeq names its product ATP-binding cassette sub-family G member 2-like. The record is from RefSeq and is a predicted model, not a curated record. NCBI's taxonomy places the organism in Eukaryota, Metazoa, Chordata, Actinopteri, Gonorynchiformes, Chanidae. Gene Ontology annotation, molecular function: riboflavin transmembrane transporter activity; ATP binding; efflux transmembrane transporter activity. The transcript has 15 exons. Bases 1 to 2004 code for a protein of 667 amino acids. Gene Ontology annotation, cellular component: plasma membrane. Gene Ontology annotation, biological process: transmembrane transport.